Helicoverpa zea (corn earworm) is the source of this 2931-nucleotide messenger RNA. Its product is annotated as MATH and LRR domain-containing protein PFE0570w-like. Lineage: Eukaryota; Metazoa; Arthropoda; Insecta; Lepidoptera; Noctuidae. The record is from RefSeq and is a predicted model, not a curated record. Bases 75 to 2849 code for a protein of 924 amino acids. The transcript has 9 exons.
AUGAAAACGUUAGCUUGGCAAAUGGCCGUUGUUUGUUUGUUUUGAUUCGAAUUUAUUUUCCAAAGUGAGCGAAAAUGUCCAACAAUAAUGUGAUAAACGACAAGAAGAAAGCUUUGCUGGCUUACAAAGAGAAGAUUUUAGAGGAAAUAAAGUACUAUGAGAGGAGUAUUGACGACUUUCGCGCCAAUCAUAAAGGCAACAGCUAUUACGAGGAUGAAGACAGUUCAGACUCUGAAGAUGACAGCCUCACGUCCAUCGACACUGGUCCGUCGGUCUUACAGCUGAAAAUCCAACAGGCUAAGAUGAAGACAUGCCUGCAAGCUACACAGGAGCUCACAAGUCUGACUGUGCUGCAGUCCGAGGUUAAUGUGCUGGUUGAAGAGCCUAAGUUUGAAAAGGAGAAGCCAGUAACAGAAGCAGGCACUUGGCGAGAAGUGACGGCUGAGUGCAGGAUAGAUCUCGUACCCUUCACCAUCUCCUUUUAUAUGCAUACUCCUUACCGUAAAUUCGCAGCGCCCUCAUACCGCGGUCUCCGCGUGGUGCCCGUCAAAUAUGCACAUGAGAUGGAACUCGCUAAGUCUGUGCUACACAGCCUGACUUUACCCAGUGAUGCUGUAGAGGUCCUAAGAAACUACGCAUUUGGAUACCGGUCUCGGCGCACAACGCUCGCUUGCUUAGCCAAUAAGUUCGGCAAUGCCUUGUUUAUGGAGCCACAUCCUGAAGGCGGUUUCGUGUUAAAAUGUGCGGAUCUGUUGGAAGUGUCAUGGCGGCUGGAGAACAAGUGGUCUCAAGUCGCACCCUUCCAUCAUAGGAUGAAAUUCGACUUGGAAUAUAUGGAUGAAGCCUACAUAAAAAUAAUAACGCAAGCACACAAACAACUUCUAGACCCUUCCAUAGCUACCGACGAAAGAUCCCUACUCCUAGCCAAAAUAAUAACUACCUGUCUCGAAGUCCGAGGUCCAGUAGACCUCGAAUCAGAUUUAGAAUCCAAAACGACAGAAAGAGACACUGAUAUCGAAAAAAGGGACGAAGAUAGCGAGGUUAUGGCCCCACCUAAGAGCCUGCCUAAAAAAGUUAGACCGAAAAAUAAGGGAAAUACUAAUAGUGGUCAAAAAAGGCCUCUAAAUGAAGUUAAUGAUGUUGAGACAGCUAAAAAAAUGAAGGUGAAUGAUGAAAAUGUAAAUAAUGCUAAAAAAACUAAAUUAAUUGAACCACCGCCAGAAAUGGCUAAGAAAAGGAAGAUUAACGAUGUGCCUGAUAAAGCUAAUAAAGUUGCUAGGAGUAAGAAUGUUAAAGAGGCUGGUAACACUGAAGAUGGUGAUGAUAAAAUUGAAAAUGUUGUUACGGAAGCUACAAAAACUAAAAAUGUUAAAGAAUCUGAUAAAAACGAACCUAAGACUAAAUCUAAAACUGUUAAUAAUGAUGAAGCAACAGCUAAUAAAGAAGAAACUAUCAAAAAAACUAAAACUACAAAAGAAUCUGUAAAUACCGAACUGAAAAAUAAAAAAAACGAUAAUGCUCCAGCCAAGAAUGCAAAAUCUAAUCCAAAAAAUGCUAAAGAAAUUGACAUAAAUACACAAAAAGAUAAGACUACAAAUCAAAAUGGUGAUGGAGAUGCUCCUAUAAAAAAUAAAAUAAAUGCUUAUCCCAAAAAUGACGAAAAUAUAAAGACGAAAAAUAAAAAUGGAGUUGGAAACACUCCUAUUGAAGAAAUAAAUAAACCUAAACCUAAAAGUAAUAAACAAAUUGACAAAAAUAACGUAAAUGUACAAACAAAAAAUAAAAAUAAUGCUGACUACGUCGAAGUAAAGGAUGGGAAUAAAGUUUCUAGUACUAAAAGUAAAAAUAAGUUGACUAAAGAACCUACUGCUUCAAAUAUUAUUAAAAAUAAACAAUUAAAUGUAGACAAAGAAAACCAUACUAACAACGUAAUAGAAUCUAAUGUAGAUAACAAUGUUCAAGCAAAAUCUAAAGUAACUAAAGAAGAUAAAAAUACUAAUAAUAAAGCUAAAAAAUUAGCAGAUUCUGGUAAUCCUAAAGAUAAAAAUCAAAAUGACAAAGCAAAAGAUAAAAAUAUUGAAGCUAAAAAACCGAAACCUAUUUCUAAAGUAAAUAAGAAUGAUGAAAUACAAAAUAAUCCUACAGAAAACGCUAAAGUUGCCAGCGCAAAAAACUCUGAAACUACUACGAAUAAAGCUAAAAUGAAACCUAAAAGUGUUGCCACUAAAAAUACCGAUGAACCUCCCAAUAAAAUUGCAAAAAUCGCGAAUAAAGUAACUAAAGUUAAAACAGUUAAUGCAAACGUUACACAAACUAUUAAAAAAGUAACUGAAAAAAAUGCAAUUAACAGUAAAAAUACAGACAAAAUAUCACCUAUAGUGUCCGAGAAAAAUGUACAAAAUAAACCAAUUUCUACCACAAAAGAUAAAGCACCAGAAAAAGUUACCAAUAUAGUUAAGAAAACUAAAGAUAUUAUAAACAAAGAAAUAAUUAAAAAACCAAUCAAAAGUAUAAAAAAUCUAACAACCAAGUUAGCUUCUCACAGAACCGCUUUAAAAGUACAAAAUACACAAAAAAUUAACACUGGUAACACCAAAAUGUUUAAAUCUGGCAACAUUGAGAAGGAAAAUGGCGGGAAAGGAACUAAAAUCCCGAUGAAGAAAUUUUCUCCAAUCACAGGAGGUUCUUCUAAGAAAAACUUUUUGAGAAUAAGUCCAAGAAAGUUACCGUCAAAAUUCAAAACGACGAAUCCUCAGGAAGGAAUUAAACCGAAAAUGAUGAAAACUACCAAUAUACCACGUUUAAUGACAAAACCAGUAUCAAAAACAUCGAUGACGACAAUGAAAUAAUUAUGUUAGUUAAUUUAUAAUAUUUUAAUGUUAAGUUGUUAAUAAUUAGGAAAUAAAGAACUUGUUUUUAUACUAAAAAAAA